UGUGUUUGUAUCAGUGAGUUGAGGAGGAAGAGCUGUACCUACACUAAACAACGACCUGAAGAUGUACGAAAUCUCAUUCGCAGUAGUGGUAUCACUUUUCCCUUCCUUCACAGCUACUUAGUAGAUAAAUAUAAUAUGUGCUGACUUAACAUAUAAGUCGCUCAGGGUGCUAAAUGUCACGUAGUUGCCAAAUUGCGAAUGCAAACUUCAGCACUUCCUUCAGGCUUCCCCCCCACUCUUACACACCGAAUGGUUUUGCCCAUGGACUCGCUCCAGCACUCCUAGCACACAAGAGCACUACAAUAUACAGAUUUUUGUUGUCUGUCAGCCAACGUCUGUUUGUUGUUUAGUGGCGGUAACACGAAGCAGGCACUGCUAAAGUCUUGUAAACAUUCCAGUGACUGGAGGGCUUCUGCAAAGACUUCUCCAAACGGUGGCUGUGUCGUCCGGAUGAGAGCAGCAGAAGCUACACUGCCAGCGCUCGGAAUAAAUAAGGCAUUCCUACCCACUCCCCUCCCCCCCCCAUCCACCCCCUCCCCACCUUUCUCCUGCUGGGGAUGUAAAUAAGCUGGGGUUGUGCAGACCCUUGAGAAGUCCUCCCACUCCCGCUCUUCCCAACCACUGCUACCCCCUCUGACUUCCCUGCCCACUCACACUCUGCUGCUGCCGCCGCCGCCACUGCUGUUCAUGCAGCUGAAAGGUGCCAGGGAGAUGCUCAGAUGAUCCAUUGGGUCGUUGUGAACCACUUCGUCCACACAGCCCUAGACAGGGAAGACUAACUAGUGUGAGUGUGAGAGAGUCCUUGGGGGUGCUGCGAGCACCCUGUGAGGCCCGCCCACCUGCCAAGCCUGGCAGAAAGCUUGGCUUGUCCCUUUACUCCUCCAACCCCUGAGAUGCCCUCCCCUCCCAAUGAUGGAGAGGAUCAAGGAGCGUCCCCCGUGAACAGGCCAUCUGUGGGCUCCUACCAGAGCAGCGGGAAGAGGAAGGUGCACACCAAAAAGAAAAAAGGCACCAUUACCGCCAACGUCGCUGGCACAAAAUAUGAAAUUGUUCGUAUAGUCAUCAAUGAAAUGGACUUCAUCAAGACCCGUGAUGAUGAUGAGACUGCCAACCUCAUCUGGAACGACUCAGCUGUGCAGCAUGAGAAAAUCGCUGAGCUCAGGAAUUAUCAGAGAAUUAACCAUUUCCCUGGGAUGGGUGAAAUCUGCCGAAAAGACUGCCUAGCAAGAAACAUGGCCAAAAUGAUCAAGUGCCAGCCUCAAGAGUACAGCUUCAUACCCAAAACCUGGAUCUUCCCUGCUGAGUACACUCAGUUCCAGAACUACGUCAAAGAGCUACGCAGGAAACGCAAGCAGAAGACCUUCAUAGUCAAACCUGCCAACGGAGCCAUGGGUCACGGGAUCUCACUUAUCCGUAACUGUGAGAAGCUGCCAGCGCAGGAGCACUUUAUCGUUCAGGAGUACCUAGACAAGCCCUUCCUGAUGGAGGGCUACAAGUUUGACCUGCGGAUCUACAUCCUCGUCACUUCCUGCGACCCUCUCCGCAUUUUCCUUUACAAUGACGGCCUCGUUCGUAUGGGCACAGAGAAGUACCAUGCACCCAGCGAAGCCAACCUGAGCCAGCUCUACAUGCAUCUGACCAACUACUCGGUCAACAAACACAACGAGAACUUUGAGCGAGAUGAGACGGUGGACAAAGGCAGCAAGAGGUCCAUCAGCUGGUUCACCGAGUUCCUCCGCACCAAUGACUAUGAUGUGGCCAAAUUCUGGGGCGACGUCUCUGAGCUGGUGGUGAAGACAUUAAUAGUAGCUGAGCCCCACGUGCUGCACGCCUACCGCAUGUGUCGCCCUGGCCAGCCACCGGGGAGUGACAGCGUCUGCUUCGAGGUCCUGGGCUUUGACAUUAUUCUGGACCGCAAACUCAAACCCUGGCUAUUGGAGAUCAAUCGAGCUCCGAGCUUUGGGACAGAUCAGAAGAUUGAUUACGAUGUGAAGAAAGGUGUGCUGCUCAAUGCCCUCAAACUCCUCAACAUCAGGGCGAGUGAUAAGAAACGCAACCUAGCCCAGCAGAAGGCAGAGGCUCAGAGACGGCUGUACGGACACGGAUCCAUGAAGAAACUCUCGGCCGCUUCCUCGGACUGGGAGAAACAACGUCACACGCUGGAGCGACGAAGAGAAGAGCUGAAAGAGCGGCUGGCACAGGUUCGCAAGCAGAUUUCAAGGGAGGAGCAUGAAAAGCAACAUCUGGGGAACUACAGACGUAUUUACCCCCCAGACGACAAGCUGCUGUUGGAAAAGUAUGAAAGCCUGCUCUCGGCCGCCUUUCAGACCUUCCUCGCCGGGCGAGCUGCCUCACUUCAAAAGGAAAUGAAUAAUCCUCUGAAACGAAUGAAGGAAGAGGACAUCCUGGAUCUGCUGGAACAGUGCGAGUUGGACGACGAGAAGCUGAUGGGCAAAUCCUCCAGGCAAAGAGGCCCUAAGCCCCUGACCGGCAUGCCAGAAUGCAGUCAGACUCCAAGACGUCAGCGACCAGACUACCUGGCCGACUUCACCAGCGGCAGCAGCGCCGAUAACUCCUGCUCCUCUUCAGACGAGGAAGAGGAGGAGGAGAGGAGGAAGGCGGGAGGAAGAAGAAGUGGAGAGAAGCGAGGGGAAAAGAAAGUUUCCUACGACCUUGGCGAGAGCAAGGAGAAGAACUUGGCUGAGCGCUCAGGCCGCAUGCACUGGAAACCUCCAAUCAAGUCGCUCAAAACGAGCACUGCCCCGUCCGCGUCACCGUCGCUUUCUGGGCCAAUCCGGCGCUCCAUCUCGUGCCCUCGUUCCAUCGCCUCCCUGUCGUCGCCAAAUGAAGUGCGGGCGUUGUCCACCAGGCCUUCCCCUACGGUUCCCGUGGCCACACCCCUCGUCAGGCCGAGCUCCGCCACGCUCCGCUCGCAUUCGCUGAGCCGCAGCGGCUCCGCUCACCGGGUGCCUCACAGCAACAGCCUGGGGACCAUCCACUCCAAUAUAGGCGAUCCGUUGAUAAAUCUGAGGAGUAAAGAGCAGGAGGCAGAGCUGGUGCGUCAGACCCUGGCAGUGCUCACCGCCAUGAGGAUUAGGUUUCCGGGCAAAACUGAAGAGGAGGCCGAGGGUGUGCUGGACGAGAUUCUGGAUAACUGGAAAUAUCAUAAACCAAAGGUCGCCUCCUACUGGCUGGUGAAGCUGGACUCAACCAAACAGCGGAAGGUGCUGGACAUUGUACGUACCAAUGUGCGCUCAGUGCUGCAGCGGAUCUGGAAGGAGCCGGACGUGGAGAGCCUUCACCUCUACCGGCUUUUUAAUCGCGUCUUCAACAGGCUGCUGUGGAGCCACGGCCAGGGCAUGUGGAACUGCUUCUCCAACACCGGUUCAUCUUGGGAGACCAUCUUCAGCAAGAGCAGUGAGGUGGUGUCACCCCAGGAGCUGCAGUGCUGUCGCAGGCUGGUCCAGCUGUGCCGAGACUGCCUGUUGGUCGUCUACAAGUUUGUCUCAGAGUCUCGCGGUUCUUUGACCGGACUCAGCCCGGAGUGGGAUGACACCAGGUAUCUGCUGCCAGUGACCUCCCAGUUCAUCAUGAAGUGGCCUUCGUCCAGCUUUGGCAGCAUCUCCUCAGCCGUGCCACGCUCCCGUAACCUUUUUGCCGCCAGGAUGGGCCACUUCUGAGGUCACCGUGGCAACCCUGGCCUUUUGACCUCCCCUCUCCUCCCCAACCUCGCCUCCCUUGACUUUUUUAGCCAAACCCAGAUCUUAGGUGUCCUGUAUAGAUCUGAAUUUGGUGCUGCUCUGGACCCCAGGUUGGGGCCUGGUUUUGGCCCAGUCUCCUUGUGGAAGAUCAACAAAGCAAGGCUGGAUGAUUUGGGAUCGCUAAAGGGAGCUGCUCACUCUGCUCAGCAGACCACCAUUACCCUCAGUCCCCUCCCUCUAGCCCCUCGAAUGCCAGGCGAUGGGCUUGCCCCUCGUUUCUCAUUGUAACUGCUGUAUUAUACUCACUGUACAGUUACAAGUCAUGGUACUGUAAAAGAAAAGAAUAACAAACACUAAAACAAUGCAAGGAUUAUUUAUUUAUGUACUUAUUUAUUUUCUAAGGUUUUUCCAUGACUGCAGUGAAUGCUGAUGCAUAAUGCACAUGGACUAACAAAGCCAUCCAUCAUUUAAAUUAAAAAAAAAGUGGAUGUACAAAACUUAUUUUUGCCGACUAUAAUCAGUUAUUUUGUUUCCAUUUUCUGAAAUGUUGAAAUGUUAUUUAUUUCGUAACUUAUAAGAGAGGCUUUAUGUUAACAACGGUCACUUUAUGUUCUCGCUUUUGGAGGUUUUUUGCAGUCCAGAUGUGGUGCCCGGAGGACCCGAAAACGGGUCGCCUUUUGAAUGCUAACGCUUCAUGUUUUCCCUGUGUGAUAUUAUUAAGUGCAGCACUAUUGAGCAACACAACGGUUAGAAUGUCAGUGUAGUAAAGCCGAGCCUGUUUGCCUCUUUAGAGAAUGAGACGACUUUAAUGCCACAGCAUCAAGAGCCAAACCUCUCAGAGAGCGCACACCAGUUCCUAAUAUGCACUUUGCAGUUUGUAACAGAGAGAGAAGAGUGGCUGCACAUUAGUAGUGCUUGCAUGCCUAGAUUUUAGUCCCUUUAGACUCUGAUGUAGUGGUUAGACAAAGGAGCUGCGUUUGGAAUAUACUUGAAGUUCUGCGUUGACAUUAAUUAUUCUCAUCUUCUUUGUGUUUGGCUGCACUGAAAAGAAGACACUUCACUUUUAUAUUUGUCGUCUCGAGUUUGGAUGCGUUAGGGAUGACGAGGAUCUGUUGCACGAUUUAGAGAUUGUUCGACACGCUGAAUUACUUGGCUGAUCUGUUCAAAUGUAUUGUACUGUAACAGCAGAGAUUUGGCUGGGAUGAGCAGCUACAGCCCCCCCCCCAACACCCACCACCGCACUGUAGUUGAGUGCUCGGGAUUUCACAGAUGUGCCAAUAAUACGCACGUCUGCAUCAUGUGUUGGUUGACUUUUAUUUAAGGUUAAUGUGUCAUGAACUACUGUAAGCCUUCGGUUAAAUGAUUAAAUGUUAAUAGGGAGAAACAUUGUGUCCAUGUUUCGUAGUUUACUAUGUGUACUAGCCCAUGAGUUGAUAACUAGAAUUUCAAAGAUGGUAGUCUGUACGCUACGGUGCGUUUUGUAACAGUUUUGACUAACAAGUGUAGCAGCAAUGCUGCGCUAAAUCUGCUCAAACUGAACUCUCCCCUCGUCCCCAGCAUCCGUUCACAAUGCCAAACAUUUUUAUUUUGCCUGAUUGAUUUGUCUUAUUUAAGAGCCGGACUUUUUCAUUGGAGGUAUGAGAUUUUUAAUUUUACAUAGCAAUAAAAUAUUUAAA
Messenger RNA from Haplochromis burtoni (Burton's mouthbrooder), 5377 nucleotides. It is a transcript of the gene ttll7, whose product is annotated as tubulin tyrosine ligase-like family, member 7. The transcript has 21 exons. Gene Ontology annotation, biological process: microtubule cytoskeleton organization; protein polyglutamylation. Gene Ontology annotation, molecular function: tubulin binding; tubulin-glutamic acid ligase activity. Gene Ontology annotation, cellular component: cilium. Lineage: Eukaryota; Metazoa; Chordata; Actinopteri; Cichliformes; Cichlidae. The record is from RefSeq and is a predicted model, not a curated record. The coding region runs from base 894 to 3680 and encodes 928 amino acids.